GGAGCAAGCAAUUUCUAUACAGAAGAAGAUACCAAUAAAAGACAGGUAGAAAAGGUUACAGCACCGAGACAUUUCUAUGUUGAAGAGGAGACAACUGCGAAAAUGGAAUUUGUGCCGGAAGUUGUAACAGAAACAAGUGUUACAUUUGAAACAUCCACUGUGUCAUCAACAACAGCAGAGUUAGUGACAUCAGUGCCCGAAACAACAUCUGAGACAUCCACUCUAUCAUCGACAACAGCAGAAUCAGUGACAUCAGUGCCUGAUACAACUACUAUAACUGAAGGACCAGCUGUUUUAGAAAAAACCACGGUAUCAGUUGCUGGUAAGUAAAUAUAUAUAUUUUGUGACGUUACACCACAUUUUGGCAAGUAGCCUGCUGAGCUCUCUAUAAUGUUGCU
Xenopus tropicalis (tropical clawed frog) is the source of this 398-nucleotide messenger RNA. Its product is annotated as location of vulva defective 1-like. The transcript has 5 exons. Bases 103 to 330 code for a protein of 75 amino acids. NCBI's taxonomy places the organism in Eukaryota, Metazoa, Chordata, Amphibia, Anura, Pipidae. The record is from RefSeq and is a predicted model, not a curated record.